UAAACACAAUACACACACUAACGUCUACAGGUUCAUGUGGCAGUGUUCCGGUUGAACGACGGAUGGUACGUGUGUGUAUUUAUAGACACAUAGAACUGACGUACGGUGCGUGAAUGUGUGUAUCUGACUACUCAAACAUAACAACGAUACCUUUUCCGGUUUACCGGAAACCACAAGUUCGAAAUGAAAGCAGGUGACAGGAAUAGGACGUUCCUUAUCAUGGGACCGCGCAGGUAAGGACCCACGAUCCUGACAAUCACUAGGAGAUGGAUGCAACGUAGCUUUAUUCCACUAUUGGAUCUGUUAGAGAAGUGCCCUCUGUCGAGAUGGAUGAAGAAACGAUUGAUUGGGUUUUGUCCGACGAUUCCAUUGAUACUGUAUCCGGUGUUCCAUUGUCCUCUGUGGUCUUUAUGUUGUACUAUGGCUUCGAGCUCAAAUAUUUCUUCCUAGAAAUAUCUGAUAUGUUGAUGACGCGCUACCCAUUGGAACUCUAUGAUGUCGGAAGGUCCAGUGUUUACCUUGGCGGGAGUUGUGGCCAUGGCUUUUUCCUGAAUUCUAUUCGUCUUUCCGAUCUACGGGAUUUUGAUAUUGUGACAAUUCUAAAGAAAUAUGAUAUAAGAACAGAGUGUGAGUACGACAAUGAUAAGCAAACUGAACUGUACAGUGGUGAACGAGCUGAGGUGGAAAACGAACGCGACCGUGAUGUUUGUCCGAGCGCCAGCCGGAUGAACGUGACGUGUGGGUCAGACACUGCCUACCUGAACGUAGAGCCGUCCGAAAACGCCGGAUAUAUCCUUCUCCGAAAAUGUCAGCGGUUCUCAGCUUCUCAGGUCUCUUUACAACAGCGCUACGUGUCUAGUUCUGCAGCCAUGAAAGCGAGGUUCGAAUACUGGAAUGAUGCAAAAAUGUUUAUCAAGCAAAAAUACACAGGAACGCCUUUCACACAACAAACAUCCUUUCCCGAAUCUGGGUACGGUCCUGUCCUUUCGUUUGUAAAUACACAAGGUCCGGCAGUGAAUGCUUUUCUAACGAGCAGAGGAUUUCCCAUGACUUCCACCCUUAACACAGAUAUCGUGAUCGCGUUGCCGUAUCCAGGAUGGCCCUCGCAGGCACGUGAAUGGAUAUCACGUGAUAUCAAGUACGGGUGGCCGAGUGAGGACUUAAAGCGUGAGAUACACAACAGAAUCGGGUGUAUGAUAGUGCCAGUAGGACAUUUCGGAAGUAAUAUGGAGGACUUCCAAUGGCGGAUAUCUUUUUCACGUGCAGAAAUGUUAUUAUCACGUUCGUUUACGCGUGUUCAGCGUGAGCUUGUUCAUUUAAUGAAAGCCUUUGACAUAGGUGGUUCAUAUCACUUUCUCAACUUGAUGUAUCGACUUAGCGAGAACUCCCCUGCAGAUCGCUGGAGAAGCAGAAAUAUGGGGUCACUCAUGUUUACAAUUGUAGACCAAUAUAUAUCAUGUAUCCGCUCGCGUAGACUGUCACAUUACUUCAUACCGGGUAUGAAUCUCCUUGCGAAAUACGAAAAAGAUUUCAUCGAAGUAGGCGGUCGCACGAGAUCAAUGGAUGAACACUUAGAGGCGGUUCUGCUGCCUCUGUAUGAACUCAGGAUCAAUCCUCUCGACAUGAUACUAAGACAGGACAAACACUUGGCAUUACCCCAUGGUAUCCGGCGACGUGUGUUUGCUCCCCUCGUGGACGAGAUGAAGCCGACUGGAUCUCACAGCAAGCUGGUCUAUAUAGAUACUCUCGUCUCCCUGGCUAAAGCUCACCUGUACAAGGGAAACCUACACUCGGCAUAUGGGUACGCUCAGGACGCAAUCAAAUUUGACCAGAGGUUAAAUCUGGACACGACUAUAGAGAGGAAGGCGGACCUACACCUGACUGCUGCCGUGUGUAGUUAUGUGUCGGGGGAUACAGCCUCGGCUCUCUAUAGCCUGCGAAUACUCCAACCUUUUCUGAAUACAGAUGAAGAGGAUAUACGAUGUGUUUCGGAUGUUCGUCGAUCUUAUUUUCUGAUGUUGUACGGGCGAGUAUUAUCCAUAAGGUCAACACUUCCUCUCUCUGAAAAGUCUGCUUCUUUAGCCACAGCGAGAAAGAUGUACCGAGAUGCCAUGGAAACACUUGUACCAGACACCACUGUUUACCUAGACAGCAUCAAUUUCUUUAUCCGUCUCGGAGAAACGGAUGAGGUCGAUAAUCUCAUUACAUUUCUCUCUGCGUAUCUUUUCCCUGAUGACAGAUGUGACGUCACCCGGUCGUCUUCAGAAGACACACACAGAGAAGUGGGAUCUGUCGAGGACGGAGGCGGACGACCGAUCCGAGACAAAAAUAACGAGGAUAUCAUGAUUGAAAGGAGUGCACAUAAUCCAAAAAAUGUCCAUAUCGACGUGUCCCACUCGUCUGUGACAGAGCCUAGUAAAGACAUGUCAUCACUUGAUGGUCCAGUAGGCGAGUCGUCUGGGGAAAGCCGAAUGGGAACAGCAACAGACUCCACAGAGCCUGUUAAACACAUGUCUUCACUUGAUGGCCCGGUUGGCGAGUCGUCUGGGGAAAGCCGAGUAGAACAAGCGACAGACUAUGGGGCUGAUGAUGUCAGUGACUCUCAAAUUGAGAUAGUGUACGAUCGUGUUCGUCACGUGGCGGAGGAAACGUCGUCGUCGUGGACACCAAUAGAUGACGGAUCAUCCCAGUUCACAACGAUUGCGGAAGAUAAGGAUUACGAUGAAGAACCAGACACCUUCACGACGUUUCCGGAAGAAACUAAUAACUUAGACUCCUAUUAUAUUCGGAGAACUCUUUUAGCCAAACGAUACGAACAGAUUGGUAUGCAUGAGCAAUCAAAUGGAAUAUUAGCAAAGCUAAAAGAUAAAUUGGAACUAGAACAUGGAAACGCAGAGCGAAUUUUCCCCUUAAUUGUUGAUGCUAGUAAAACGUUCGAGAAACUCUCAACGUACCAUGACUCGACCCCCGGAGACUGGGACGACGUGUUUAAUGACAACGCAAACUACUUGGUAUACUGUGAUACAGACUUGCCUGUGGUUGACGACAUAAUAGCGACGAUCAUACGACGGAAGGAUCGGAGGGUCAAGGUCACACACAAGGAAGCAUUGCUACACUUCAAAAUACAACAUUAUAAAAUGUUACACGACUUCACCCGCGCCGAGAGUUUUGUCUCCACUCUGGAGUGUGUCUGUGGAGAUAGUGCUAGGGAUGAGAGUCGGUGGUUGCUUCAACUUCACAAGGCUUAUUUUGGUCGUAGAACCAGUGGCGAGUACGACACAUAUACGAAACCCAAACGUAGCAUUGGAGUGGCUGAAGAGGUGGUAGCUAGAAUAGACCAACUGAUGGACGUGAUCAAAGCUCACGAGAUAAGAAACUCAGCCAUGGACGACAUAUUUAACUUCUCGGACUACUGACAGUAGCAAUAUCAACAGACUAUUGACAGUAGCUAUAUCAACAAAAUAUUGACAGUAGCUAUAUCAACAGACUAUUAACAGUAGCUUUAUCAACAGACUAUUAACAGUAGCUAUAUCAACAGACUACUGACAGUAGCUUUAUCAACAGACUAUUGACAGUAGCAAUAUCAACAGACUAUUAACAGUAGCUUUAUCAACAGACUAUUGACAGUAGCUAUAUCAGCAGACUAUUGACAGUAGCUAUAUCAACAGACUAUUGAUAGUAGCUAUAUCAACAGACUUUUGACAGUAGCUAUAUCAACAGACUUUUGACAGUAGCUAUAUCAACAAAAUAUUGACAGUAGCUAUAUCAACAGACUAUUAACAGUAGCUUUAUCAACAGACUAUUGACAGUAGCUAUAUCGACAGACUAUUAACAGUAGCUAUAUCGACAAGAUUAUCUGUCUGGAUCUGCGUGGAUCGUCUGAGUCUGUCUGGAUCUGCGUUGAUCUUCUGGGUCUGUCUGAAUCUGUAUAGAUCGUCUGGGUCUGUCUGGAUCUGCGUGGAUCGUCUGAGACUGUCUGGAUCUGCGUGGAUAUCCUGGGUCUGUCUGGAUCUGCGUGGAUCUUCUGGGUCUGUCUUGAUCUGCAUGGAUUUUCUGAUAAAAAGACCUGAUUGUAGAAUACAAUUGUUUUUUGGUUUUCGUUAACCUACUCUUGUGAUUUAUAUUAUUAUAAUCUUGGAUAUAGCUGGCCAAUUCUUGAUCUCAGUUGUCCAAUUUAUUGAAAUGCUUAUUUUAAAGAAGAGAUAAUAUGAAGUUAUCAUCAAAACCAACGAUAAAUAUGAGUAACGAAUUACAUUUGGUUGUAGACAAAUUAAUAUGCAGAAUGCGCAUCAUUCGAUCUUCCUGCAGUCCUAUUUUGAAUUAUAGUACUAUGACUUAACAGAUUAUUAAACUUAAAUAUGCAAAGAAUAUUAAAAUAUGCACACAUGCACAUUGCUGAUGAGGAAAUGAAGCCGAAAAUAUCCUGUCUACAAAUGAAAUCACAAUCACAAAUCUAUCAGGUUUGCUUGACACCUAACUGCUACGAAAUCUUCCUUAUGACGUAUUUGAUUUGUUACAAGUCCAACAACGUUGUGCGCAUGUCUAAUCAACUAUAAGAAGUCUCUAAUUUAGAAUGCAAUAAAAUGUGUGAUAUGAAAUUGAUAGGAAUGCUUGCAAUAAAACACAAG
This is a messenger RNA of Mizuhopecten yessoensis (Yesso scallop), 4628 nucleotides long. RefSeq lists its product as uncharacterized. Lineage: Eukaryota; Metazoa; Mollusca; Bivalvia; Pectinida; Pectinidae. The record is from RefSeq and is a predicted model, not a curated record. The transcript is spliced from 2 exons. The coding region runs from base 327 to 3416 and encodes 1029 amino acids.